Molecule: messenger RNA, 1924 nt
Organism: Rhodofomes roseus
Lineage: Eukaryota; Fungi; Basidiomycota; Agaricomycetes; Polyporales; Fomitopsidaceae
Product: cysteine proteinase
Exons: 11
Coding region: 244-1872 (542 amino acids)
Biological process (GO): regulation of proteasomal protein catabolic process; proteasome-mediated ubiquitin-dependent protein catabolic process; protein deubiquitination
Molecular function (GO): cysteine-type deubiquitinase activity; proteasome binding; protein binding
Source: RefSeq, a predicted model, not a curated record
CAGGCCACGUCUCCCCCGCAGUGCGACGUCAUCUGCCCUGGGCGCCCGCCGGCCGGCUUCUUCCCUUUCUCGACCCCCGCUCCGGCCGGCCUCCGGAGGCACGUGCCGUGACGCGUGCGUAAUGUGGGACGCGCGUCGAACAGAUUGAAAUCUCGCGAAGACAAAAGCUGGGUGUGCGCGUCCGGUGGCUCCAGCAUCUUUCUCGCCGCAUCCCCUACGACGAUCUCUCUGAAAGCAACAGCCAUGGCCCCGCUUGCCGUGAAGAUCAAGCACGCUGGAAAGGUGCACGACGUGCAGCUCGACCCCGAUCAGCCUCCGACCGUCUUCAAGGAUGCGGUCUACCAAGUGACCGGCGUCCCACCAGACCGUAUGAAAGUCAUGAUCAAGGGAGGGGUGCUCAAGGAUGACACAGACUGGAAGAAGGUCGGUCCCAAAGAGGGUCAAACGUUCAUGGUUAUUGGCGCCGCAGGGGAGCUGCCAAAACCCCCAGAAAAGCCAAUUGUGUUCCUCGAAGAUAUGGACGAGUCGUCCCUCGCAGAAGCUCUCGCACUCCCUGUCGGUCUCAAGAACCUCGGAAACACAUGUUACAUGAACUCCACUCUCCAAGCACUACGUGCAAUUCCUGAGCUCCAAACAGCACUACAGAGCAACGCACCGCCUGGUCUUCCCUCCGCACUGGGACAACUAUACCAGCAGAUGUCGAAGACCACGGACAGCGUUGUGCCUGGCACAUUCCUUACAGCACUGCGCCAAGCGUUCCCGCAGUUCGCGGAGCAGAGUCGGAGUGGCAAGGGGACUGGUGGCUUCGCGAUGUAUGCUCAGCAGGAUGCUGAGGAGUGCUGGGUGCAAAUGACGAACUCCCUGAGGGAUGUGUCCAUUCCUGGCCCCUCAGACGGUUCUUCGCUCCCUCGAAAGUUCGUUGACCAGUACAUGACGGGCGAGUUGCGCAGAGAGCUGAAGUGCGACGAGGCACCAGAUGAGCCUCCAUCCAUCUCAUUCGAGAAAGCUCUCAAGGUCGAGUGCAACAUCUCGAUCACGACGAACUACAUGCUCCAGGGUAUCAAGGACUCUCUGAACCAGAAGAUCGAGAAGAACUCGCCAACACUAGGCCGUGAUGCUCAGUACACCGCCACCUCCCGCCUCUCCCGCCUGCCCAGCUACCUCACCAUUCACAUGGUGCGCUUCGCAUGGCGGACGGACAUCGGGAAGAAGACGAAGGUCAUGCGUAAAGUGAAGUUCCCGACAGACUUCGACGUGGUCGAUCUCGUAACGGACGAGCUGAAGCAGAAGAUGAUGCCGCUCGUGAACAAGUACCGCGAGGUCGAGGGCGAGCGCUCUGAGCGGCGAAGCAUCCGCAAGAAGACCGCCCUCCGCAUUGCGAAGGAGCAGAAGGCCAUCGCAUCCGGCAGCGCACCCGCAGAAGCGUCCUCGUCUUCGGCCCCUGCGGACGCGGAUGCGGAGCCUGUUGCGAUGGACAUCGACCUGGAGGACGAGUCCGUGUACCGGCAGAGGGAGAAGGCCCAGCUCGAGGCACUGAUCCACCCAGACCUCCAAGCAGACAUCGGCUGCAGCCUGACAGGCCAAUAUGAGCUUAUCGCGAUCGUCACCCACAAAGGCGCCGCGGCCGACUCGGGCCACUACAUGGGCUUCGUCAAGAAGAGCGCGAUUCAGAAUCAGAAGCCCUCCACGGGCGCGUCUGGGUCGUCGUCGAGUGCAGUGACGCCGGCGCCCGCGCAGGAGGACGAGGAUUGGUACAAGUUCGACGACGACAAGGUGUCGGUGUUCCCGAAGGAGAAGCUCGCGACGCUCGACGGCGGAGGCGAGGACUCGUCGGCGUACGUGCUGUUGUACAAGACGAAGCCGCUUGCGUAAGGGGCGUCAGUGUGUAAGUGUCCAACGAAGGUGUUGUACAGAUGUGCGAUAA